This is a messenger RNA of Exaiptasia diaphana, 4326 nucleotides long. RefSeq names its product protogenin. NCBI's taxonomy places the organism in Eukaryota, Metazoa, Cnidaria, Anthozoa, Actiniaria, Aiptasiidae. The record is from RefSeq and is a predicted model, not a curated record. Gene Ontology annotation, molecular function: protein binding. The transcript has 19 exons. Gene Ontology annotation, biological process: cell-cell adhesion; axon guidance. The coding region runs from base 107 to 3874 and encodes 1255 amino acids. Gene Ontology annotation, cellular component: axon; plasma membrane.
UCUGUCAAGAGAAGAGGCGAAAUCAACACGAAUCCACAUCGGAUAGAUUUCACGUUGAAAAUUCAUCCAAAUGUAGUAGUUCUUCGUAGUUUUAGACACAAUUCUGAUGUAUGUACUUACUGUUUUAGGCGUUGUAGGAAUCCUCGGCUCAUUGGGAUGCUCUCRUUUGGGCCAAGCUCUUCGGUUUAUCGAGGAGCCUACCUCUAUAAUAGCUCGGAGAAAUAGUCAAGUGUUCCUUAACUGUAAUGCCACAGCCGGGCCCACAGGUUCAUCUACUACUAAGAUAGUUUGGCGGAAAGAUGGCGUAUUAUUAAGAAGUAACUCAAAUUACGUAGUUAGAUCUUCUGGCCAUCUUACUAUCCGUCAAUUUCGAGGUAAAAAGGGGGGAAAUAGUGACGAAGGAGUGUAUCAGUGUUUUGCUUCCAAUAAAGAAGGGACGAUAGCAAGUAGGAAAGCAUGGAUACGUCUUGCUGUUCUUUCCCGUCAGUUCAAAGAAUGGCCAAAAAGUGCAACUGUGUUACAAGGAGAAACCGUCAGAUUUGCAUGCCAAGCAAAACAUGCCAUACCAGAGCCUACCGUGGUGUGGAAAAAAGACGGACAGAUGGUUAUUCCAGGAGUAAGACAUGUUAUACUUCCUAAUGGAGUACUUCAAAUACUUAAAGUACAGAAAUCAGAUGAAGGAAACUACCAAUGUAUCAUUGAAAACAUUGCCAGAAGAAGAACAAGCUUAUCAGGCCUGUUAACAGUAAAACAAGCUGUUGCACCAGUCAAAAACCCUGUUCAUUUUGCCAUUAUUCCUGGGAAUACCUCAGCAGUAACUGGACACAAAGUUAUCAUGGAAUGUAUUGCUACAGGGAUACCUGUUCCUUUUGUGCAGUGGAAAAAAGUUGGUAGAUACAACAAGCAAAACCUUAAUGCUACCUCUGCUAAUGAAGGCAGUAGUAACUUACAAAUCUCAUCUGUUUCUGUGAGAGAUCAGGGGGAGUAUCUCUGUGUUAUAUCCAGCGAAGGAAAGACAAUCAUGCAGUCAGUGUAUUUAUUUGUUAAAGAACCACCUCAGUUCACAAAAACACCACCAGAAAAUGGCAUUGCAUUCCAAGGUAAAACAGUUCAGUUAAAGUGCUCGGCAAAAGGGUCUCCUUUGCCAAAAAUAACAUGGUUAAAAAAUGGUAAAGUCAUYAAUCUGCUGGACAGUAGAAUAACCAUGAGUAGCACAGGACAAAACAACAGAGACCUGCUGAUAGCAGGUAUUUCAAAGAAAGAUGAGGGUGUGUAUCAGUGUUUUGCUGAGAAUGCCCUAGGAAGCACCCAGUCAAGUACAAGAGUUAUCGUGAAAAGAUCAGUAAUGAAUAUGUCACCUCCUCAUAGUCUAGUAGGCAARGCUUUGUCUGCAUCUGAAAUAAGCGUAACAUGGAAGCCACCAAAUGGACAUCCUAAACUUGCUGCAUAUGGAGUCACUGUUCAACCUAUGGAUAAUAGUUCCAAGAAGAACACUCAGGUCUCCCAAAAUACCUCAUACACCAUAACCAAUCUGCAAGGAAACACCUAUUAUAGCAUAUAUGUAACACCAUUUUUCAGAAAAUAUGGUAUGGGAAUAAAGUCUGCAACUAUUAAAAUCAAGACAUUAGAAGGAAAACCAACAAGUCCACCAGUAAACAUUGACUUCACAAGUAAUACACCUGACAGCAUUGAUGUAUACUGGUUCCCACCUCCAAAACGAUAUCAAAAUGGUUUUAUUAUGAACUAUUUCAUUCGCUACUCACCAAAAGAUGGCAGCUCUCAACCAAGAAUCAUUCAGGUGUCAAGUGCUGUCAAACAGAAGACAGUCAGUGGCCUAACAAGUGGAAAAAGUUAUGGCUUUGAGUUAGCAGCAGAAACAUCAAAGGGCAUUGGACCAUUCAGCAAUAGAAUGUUUUUUCUUGUAUCUACAAAAUAUCUUACUAUGAUCAGCGCACCCAACAUUAACAUCAGCUUUGUAAAUAGCACAGCAUUAGGGUUAACUUGGCAGAAACCUUUAUUUGGACACAACAAAGUCAAGCAGUACAAAUUAUCUUACAUCAAAGACAGUGCUCCAUUUGAAGGUUUUGGUCCCUUUAAUGUCAGCAGAAACCUGAACCAAUAUGUCAUCAGUGGCCUAAGUCCUGAUACAAACUACAUCAUAAAGCUGAUAGCAUGGGAUGGGAAAAACUUGGGACAGCCAUCUGUGGAAAGUCAAAAGACAGCGAUAGGAAAAAUGAAAUCAGGUUCUGGAAAACAAUUAUCACUUAACCCAAAAUGCCAGCCUACCAGUCCAAACACUCUGUGGAUUUCCUGGCAAACAGUUUUCUCCCCUAAAAGAAUAGCAUCAUAUAAACUUUGGUACGAGAUCAGUGGCAACAUCAACCAUGAAACAAUCUUGACCAAGACUGUACGCACUGGUUUGAGUACAUAUCUUCACUCACUGAUUCCUGGCAAAAAGUACCGUGUGACAAUCAAACCCUUGGGGAGCGAUGGCAAGGAAAUAAUGAAAUUUUUUCAAUCAGUAGUGGAAUGUGAAACACCUGAAGCUGCUCCAUCAACACCACCAAGAAAUAUACAGUUCAAGGUUGAGUCAAUGUCAUCAUUACAAUUAAACUGGGAGCCUCCACAGACACCAAAUGGCCAYACAACAAAAUAUGUAAUAGCUUACUCAACAGACAGGAAUCUACCUGAUGAACAGUGGAAACAGGUUGUAAAUACCCUAAGCCUUCGUUUUUUCCAGAAAUUUGAAAAGUUUGUACGCGCUACAUUAACUGGCUUGAAGUACAAUAGUGCAUACUUCAUCAAAAUAAAAGCAGGCAACAAACAAGGUUAUGGGCCUUACAGUAAACCAAUCAAAGUACUAAUGGUCUUGAAGAAAGACAGUCAGUCAACUAUCAAGCUAUCAUUCAGGAUCAUUUCACUCUCAGCUGCUGAAGUCAAGUGGUCAUGUCCUACCAGCACAAAGGGAAAACCAGUCCAGUAUAGAGUGAUUUAUACUAACAAACCAACAUUACCGCAUUCAGAAUGGUACCAUGUACCUGUUGUUGUUAAUUCAGGCYCUCAAAAAGCUGAUAGAAGUGUAUCAGUGCAGAUAGCAAAUUUGUCUGUUAAUCAGACUUAUUAUGUGAAGGUCCAAGCUGAUUAUGGGAAAGUUGUUGGUCCAUGGUCUGAACAACUUGAGAUUAAGAUAAAAGACAACCCUGAUAAAAAGGAAGCAGUUAUUGAGACAAAGAACUCAACAACCAACCCAGGCUCCGAUACACAACCUUCCAAGAAUAAAAGUGAGAAGGAAGAUUUUGAGGUCAAGCUUGGUAUAAUCAUUGGCUGCAUCAUUAGUGCAUUCUGUGUUGUCAUUCUUGUUUUAUUCAUCAUCUGGAGAUGUCCAUGCAGAUUUUCAAAGAACCAGCACUUGGAGCAAAAGAAAAGUGGUGUUCCGAAUGGAAGCCCAAGUAACCUGUCUAAUGGUUUACCUAAUGGGUACUCAGCAAGUCAUCAAUCAGUAGCAUCAAACAGACUUGGAGGACGCAACUAUGAAGAAUCAUCUGGUGGAUCUAGUAUUGGUUCUAGUGUUUGUCAGUGCAGGUGCACAUGUAGUGCUGGACGGUGGCCAUUGCCAAACUUGCAAACAAGACCUCAACAGCACACAGGAAACGGUCAUAUCAUUACUGGGAAUGGACAUCUAGUUACACCCAAUCAAACGCCCCCAAAAAGUAAACCAUAUAGUAUUCCAAAUGGUCAAGAAAAAGCAGUAAUGAAUGGUUAUASCUUACAAGAGCCUCCCAUACCCCUGCAGAUGCUUGCAGUCCAUGAAAAUGGAAAAGUUGUGGUUGGUACAAAGCCAACGACUACGAAAAGCAUUUCUGUAGAUGUGUGAAACCCAUGGUAUCCGUACGUGUCAAUAUUAUUAUUCAUGAAGAAUUUAUACUAUAUAAACACCUUUAUUAGCAUAUUGUUAUAUAUACUGACUUAACUGGAAGGUGAAAUUGAAUAUACACGAUGAUUCCGUAAGAAGUUAUGGGGAAACAUUUCUUUUUCAAUAUGAUAUUUGAAAUCUUAGUAACUACAGCAUUUAAAGAUUUGCUAAUCUUAGAGGUGAUAAUUCAUCAUUUAAAGCACUAGUGCCAGUCUUCUCUUUGUGUUCGUAACUUUCAUUGACGGUUUCCCCAUGAUUCCUUGCGGUCGGUACAUCUGCUGUGUUUUUUACCUCAGCAAAAUUUAUAUUCAUAUGUAUUUCAUCMAGUGAUUACAAAAUGCCCUUUAUCAUAUAAUUAUCUAUGAAAUACCUAUAUUUCUCUAUUUCGUAAAAUUGAUAUUUUCACUAGUGAA